Messenger RNA from Linnemannia hyalina, 4584 nucleotides. NCBI's taxonomy places the organism in Eukaryota, Fungi, Mortierellomycota, Mortierellomycetes, Mortierellales, Mortierellaceae. The record is from the annotation of a GenBank genome assembly.
AUGCCAGACACCAUCCCACUCUGGAUUCUCACCAAACGACUCAUCGAUACUCUUGCCAAGGGAAUCAAACUGAUACUCAGGGCGAUCCUUGUGGCCAGUAUAUGGCUCGCCAUUCUCCCAUACUUCACCAUCUGGAUCUGGCGGCUCUACUUUUGGGUGGGAGAUUGGUUCGCAUUCAGUGCCAACGGAUUGGGCGUGCCAAACAUGUAUAUUCAAAAUGGCACAGCAGCAGCAGCGACCAAUGCGUCAGAAAAACUGGCAGGAAGUGAAAAUGCGGCGGAGGAAUUGGGAAGCUUCACUCGACUUGUCCAGCAAACCAUCCCUCCCGAGCACAAAUGGCUCAGCACACUUAUCCUCGAUUGCUUUGAAGGACAAGUUGUCAGCGCAGUGGUCGUGGUCGUGUUUGUUGCCAUUUUCCUCCUUCGCGAGUGGGUCCUCCAGAACCAGGAUAUUGACGAUCAAUUUGCAGAGGUGCAGGAGCGCGCGGCGGAGAGAGUUCAACAGUUGGAUCAGGCAGAAAUCGAAGGCGCACUGGGAUUGCUUGUGGCCGCUCAAUUACAACGACAACAGCAGGAUGCAGCUGCUGCAGGGGGAGUUCCAGCAGUGGCGGAGCAUAGGCCGCAACAGGGUCGCGCCGCUGGUCGCCUCGAUCCUCCACCUUUUGCGCCAACUCUGGGUCGACGCAACCUUACGAACCUUGGUCAAAAUCGGGACAACAUCUGGGCGGACGACUUUGACGUUUUUGACGACGAGACCGAUCCAUUUCGGGACACUCCAGAGCUCAACCCCGGAGAUGCCUUCCUCGCACCAGCAGAGUCAUCGUCAUCCGCAAACAGACCAGGAUAUGUGUAUGACCCUCUCAACCAGACGUAUCACCCGGAUUCCCGCUGGGUUCAGGAGUCAUCAUCGCCUUUCAACAACCCCGAUAUUCAUCGCCGUAUCGAGUCAUUGAUGAACGACAACGGAGAAGGAUCUUCAGCAUCAAGAACCGGCGCCUCGGCUUUGCUCGGAGGCGACAGCAUCAUUCGCAGAAAGGAUAACAGACCCCUGUACUGGAAGGCUGGCAUUCCCUUGACGCUCGAUAAUGUAUUCUUGAAGUUGGAUGGCACUGAGAUGACACUGGACGAGAAAAUUGACCGAUACGACACUCUGACCGAUACGAACCAGCUUUCAUUCAAAGACUCGGUGAAGCUCCUGGAAUGGAGAAACGAACAAAUUGAGGCUCUCUUCGACCAGUCUCAGGUUCGCCAGCCAGGAAUGACAGUUGAAGAGAGACUGGAGGCACUUCAGCGAUUGGAGGAUAGAGCUCAUCGCAUGGUUCAUCAGCGAGAGGCACUUGUGCGACAGGCUGAAGAGCACUUCCAGGUUCCACCUCAAGACGCAGCUGAAUUCCUUGAUUUUCGAGCAUUCGACCCUCCAGAGCCCGCCCCAGCCCCAGUUCCGGCCCCCCGACCCGCAGUUGCUGCAGCACCAGCGCCACCGCCAAUUUUGCAACAGGAUCUUCGGGAUUUCGCCGCCGUACAGGAGGCUGCCAGAGCUGCUGUGGCGAAUGGGGGAGCAGGAGACCUGCCUAUAGACGAAUUGGACGACAUGAACGUGGAGGAGUGGGACGGUAUUCUCGAGGUGAUCGGAAUGCGCGGAACGUACUGGCUGCUUCUCCAGAAUUCACUCCUCAUGUCAGCGCUUAUCUGCGCCAGUUUGGGACUUGGUGUUUGGGUUCCGUAUAUGCUCGGCAAAACGACGGUCCUAAUGAACCCCCUUAACGUUUUGCGGAUGCCUUUGCGGAUUCUGAGCAGCUUGACCGACCCUAUCACCGAUUUCGUGAUCGACCGCUUGGUGCCAUUCUCUGUCGCCGUGGUAUCCAAGCCCAUUGUCGCAGUAUUGUCUCGCAUCUCGCCCUAUGUCAGUCCAGUCGCUAGAUCGUAUCUUGGAAGCAAGAUGCUAAAGCCUCUCGUGGAGUUUGGUCAGGAGCACAUUGUCCCAGUCUGGAGCGCAGUGGUGGGCGAGGCAGGAGCGUUAACGCCUACUCAAGCCCAGGAGAACAUCCAGGAAUCUGUGGUGUUGAUGCUCCCCAAUACCACUCAGAUACCCUUGUCCGCUGGAGGAAAGCUGUAUCAGGAAACUAUUACAAAGUGGGCCGAGGUCGCCUACGGUUCAUCUCUUGACAACAAGGUUGUGCCAAUUGUUAUUGGGUACGCCCUCCUUUGCUCAGUGGCAGCAUGGUACAUGAAGCGUCCACAUCGAGUUCAUGACCAUACCAUCGGGAGGUAUGUCCGGGACAUCAUCCAGCAGCUGAGUCUCAUUAUCAAGAUUGCGUUCUUUGUUUCAAUGGAGAUGGUCGUCUUCCCACUAUUCUGUGGAACUGUCCUAGGUCUCACCACGUUACCCCUUCUCCCAGGCGCCACCUUGGCUUCACGAUGGGCGUUCUAUCAACAGUCGCCUAACUGGUGCAUCGUUAUGCACUGGCUUGCCGGCACGACAUUCAUGUUCAACUUUUCCAUGUUUGUGAGCAUUUGCCGAGGCGUCGUCCGCCCCGGAGUGAUGUGGUUUAUCCGCGACCCCAACGACGAGGGAUUUCAUCCAGUACGCGAGAUUCUCGAGCGCCCGGUCUUCUUGCAGCUCCGCAAGCUUGGUACAGGAGCCUUGAUGUAUCUCACCUUGAUCGUGCUCGGUGUCACUCUGACUACUCAAAGUAUCUAUUGGAUCAUGAAUGGCGUCCUUCCGCUCCGUUGGCCUGUAGAUGAGCCACUCUCAGAUAUUCCCAUCGACAUGCUGCUCUUCCAUCUCGCUGUGCCUUUGACCAUUCGAUGGAUGAACCCUGCGGACCGAUUUAAGAUUUUGUUUAUCGGAUGGUGGAAAAAGCUGGCGGAGACAAUGCGAUUGAGCUCGUUCAUGUAUGGUAACGAUGGUAAGCGGUAUCCGGAGGAGGAGGGCCACAUUGUCUACCGUACAUGGAAGGCGUGGCUCUUGCGAUACCGUCCCCCCAUUCCUAAUGUGGAGACGAACGGCAACGGUACAGUCGGCAGCGGUGAAGAGCUUGAUGUCGAUGCACCUGUUAUCUUUGUGCCCGAUGGCGGCCUCUACCGCGUUCCUAGCACAGAUCGUGUUGUCCACUUGAAAAACAGGAGAGUUCUUGUCCCAGUUGAUGCCGAAGGACGAGCAUUGGAUCCCAAGGAAGAUAUGCCUGCCGAGAUCGACCCCUUGAUGGAAAUUCUACCUCGAGGACGUGAACCAAGACAGCAAAUUAACCCCAAGGACCAUACCGUUAUUGUGUACACGCCACCCAACUUCAAGCGACGAUUGAUCUCGUUUAUCGUCAUCAUGUGGACCUCGACUAUGUUCUUCCUCGCGCUCUCCAUCGUUGUUCCAAUGGUUCUUGGAAGGUUCUUGAUCACAUUCAUGACAGAGCGUGCUGUCCACGACGUUUACUCGUUUGUUGUUGGCGUCUACGUUGUUGGCAUCGUUUGGCACAUUCAAGAGUGGCUGGCCACUGGCUAUGGGACUCUGAAGGCAGCAGAAGCUCCUCGUGUCGACAUCCGUGCACAAUUGACGACCGUCCUGGAGACUGGAACGAUCGUUGCCAAGACGACCUUCUUUGGAUUGGCAUUCGGAGUUCUACUUCCUUUCCUCCUCGGAUUCAUGGUGGAGCUGUUCAUGAUUCUGCCUUUGCGAACCGCCCUUGGCGACGACGUCAAGAUGAUCUUUACUAUGACUUGGGCCUUGGGUCUGCUCUAUAUGAGAAUUGUUCAUCAAGUCCUCGUGUCGUUCCCUACGAACCGCUUUGCCGUCGACAUGAACGCGGUCUUUGUUGGAGCAGAUAUUGAGGGAUGGUCCGUUGAAUUGGCAAUCCGUCGCCUUGUCCUUCCUGCCUUGGGUAUCUUUGUCGCUGCAAUUGGCUGUCCUUUUGGUUUGGCCUGGACUGUAGCCAAGUCUCUCAACCUGGAGGGGGCUGCCAGAACCAACUUGUUCCGUACGUCGUAUCCGGUGAUGAUGGUGGUUUACCUGAUUGUGUUUGGUAUCAAGGAGGGACACGUAGUUCUGAGCGGAUGGAGCCAGAGUCAGUAUAUCCGCGACCAAGAAUACCUAAUUGGCCGCCAGCUCCACAACUUGACGGAGGAGGAAGAGAAUGCCGCAGCUGCUGAGGCAGCUCAAGAGCAGGAGCAGCAACAACGCCACGAGCUUGGAGCUGAAGCCGAACAAGCCGAUGACACUCAGGAUGAGCCAGCUGCGCCACCGCCACUUUAUCGGUCUGGACGACGGAUAUACGGCCGGUUUGAGCAAAUCGAUGGGAUGCCAGCGCUGGAAUCUAUAUUGAGCGAUGACGAUGAUGAUGGCGAUGUCACAGAGUAUCGGACGGCGGGUCGACGACUCGGAAAGGAGCCAGUAUCCUACGGCCGUUUGUUUGAGCGAAUCGAUCAGUCGUCCAGCAUAGAGGACGAUGAUAUGUACACAUACGGAGAGGGAUCGAUGGAGGGCGCGCUGGACGAGUUCUCGAACGAACAGGGCUCGAGUAGUAGUAGUGCGAGCCAGAUUCGACGGAGUCAGCGGCUUCAAGCCAUCCGGGACAACCAAGACGAUCGAUAG